AUGGAUCGCAAUGACCAGCGAUGGCGGGAGAAGGAAUUGAGCUUGCCAAAACUCCCGCCGUUAUCACCUGGUAAUAGGAUGCUUCCGAACAACAGUCGCAAAAGCAAUGUACCGAUAGGAUGGACGCCCGUCAUGAAUUCACCAUUGUCACCAAGCGACAGUGAACACAAUUCGCCUUCCAGUGGAUCUCGCUUUCGCAGCGGGAGGCCGCCGCCACCGCCGCUACUAAGCCAAAUUCCGUAUCAGCAAGAUACCGAAAGGCGGAUAAAACCUGACGAUCAUUCCAAGACAGCUUCCUCGACGCCCUUGAACAGAGCGUCUAGACCAUCUUCCAGUUAUGCGUCUCCUUUCAUUGGUGAAGACGAGCUUCGAAUGCAUGAUUACAGUGCGGCGAGCACUCCCACAAAAAUAUACAAGUCUCCUUUUAUGGGAGACGCUACUGGCGUUUACGUCAAGCGAACCCAAAGCUCAACGUCCACGCCAAAAAGUCGAGAUUUCCAUGAUAUGGAAGGCAGCGAGCUUUUCGACUCCAGCCUAGAAGGUCGUAAUGAGAGUUUACCCUCAAUAACAUUCGAAGCUAGAAGCCCUGGCGAGAAUCAACCAACAUUGAAAGCACUUCCAUCUUUGCCGCCCAGAGACAAAGUUGCUUUACCGGGGAAACAAUUGCCAAUAUUGCCCAAACUUCGAACCCUCAAUGAUUCUAAAGACCCUUUAGCGCUGGAGAGUAGCUUUUACAAGCCUCCUCCUCGUUUGCAUUCAGAUUUGAGGGGCUCCAGCGACAGCAGGACUGUCUCGGGUAGCAUCAGCAGUUAUUACUCCAACACAAAUUACACUUUCAACGAGGAAGAUGGUCGACAAAGUAGUUUCGGUUCCAUCGUAGGAGGGAAACCCCUUCAAGAAGCACCUAGCGUGAUUUUCCCAACUCAGCCUUUCAGCAUAGAAUUACUUGAUGAAAACAGACUAUAUCAAUGUUACAACGUUUUCUUUUUGUCAGAUGUUUAUGAAUGGUUGUUAAAGGUUUAUUUUGAAUGGUUCAACGAGUACGUUUUUCACAAAAUUGAGUUUUUCCAAUUAGUCCAGCUACUUCUGGAGUUUCAGCUUCCUCACUCCUGUGAUCAAGAUCUUCUUGACUCCAAUGUUGAUAAGAUUAUUGAAUCACUUGUUUUUCAAGGCGCUGUGCGCUUUCAGCGAGAUACUGUAAACCAUUCAGACGACGAAAUAACUUUCAUUGUCGCUGGUCUAAACGUCCAAGGGGUAUUUCCCGAUCUUUUGCCUUGCUAUUCUCCCAAUGGAAUUCAAAUCCAUGGGGAUCAAGAUAUGUUGUGCUACUGCCCCAGAUGUCCUAAAAGGAUCUCUAAUUUAUCAAGACCUGAUCUAAAGUUGUCCGAAGUCAUAAAUAAGACUGUUGGUCAUUGGACAGACUAUUGGCAGCUUAAGCCCGAUGAGCUUGCCGAAAUUAACCCUCGCGAGGUCAAGCGCCAAAGCCUCAUUUUUGAUCUCAUAGUUCUGGAAGAGCGAUCAUUAAACUUGGCGAACGCCGCAAUUGAAAUAUAUGGCCGUAGCUUUUCACCAAAACUGCUGCCAUAUGACCCUGAGUUUUUCACUUUGGCAUUCGAUACUUUUACUCCUUUGAUUGAUCUCCACAAGGAAUUCCUGUUAGGUCCGAUAUUGUGGAAAUUAAAAAGUAAAGGUAAGUUCAUUGAUGGAGUUGGAAAAAUAUACUUGAAGUGGUGCAACGAAGCCCACGACAUAUACUCUCGAUAUGCUGUCAGUAUGGCUGAAGUCCAUGAAAUUAUUACGUGGGAAAAGGAACAUGACACAAAUUUUGCGCAUUGGCUGAAGCAGUUGGAUGAAUCAUCAGAAAUUUCUAGGUCAAAACUGUAUCAUGAUGUUGUUUUUUUUGGUGGCUUCUUCAAAUCGCUUCAAAACAUACCGCUGACAUUGAAUUCGAUACUGAAGUGGACUGAUCCUUCUUCAGAGGACUAUGAAUACCUAAAGAUGGCCAUUACUGAAAUCGAAAAGCUCAGUGCCAACGUAGAUAGAAUUCACGGCGAAGCAGCAGAUAGAAGAAAGAUUACUAGACUUGCCCGACAGCUCCUCCUUUAUCCGGGGAGCAGUAACAGUAUGGUUAAUUACAUCAAUGUCGGUGAUCCUAAAGGUUUAUCUGAGACGGGCAACGAGAAGCUUGACUUAAGACUCAAUGAAAGAUCGAGAAGAAUAUUGAAGUCUGGUGUGCUAACAAGAAGACGUGAUCUUUGGUUAGAGGGAUCUCCGUCUUUUGUAGUUUUGUUGGACAAUUAUCUUCUCAUAACUGAACUUUCUUUAAAGGAAGGUGGUGAAAAAUAUAAGCUCAGUGAACGUCCGGUCCCAAUUGACUAUCUGAGUUUGGAAAGUAAGGAGGACGUCAAUUGGCAGCAUUUAGACCUCAACACCGGUUUUGAGAACAAAUAUACGUCACAACCUUACAGUGCUAGUCUGGAAAGACCUCUCCCGCCUUCAUUUCCCUCUAGGCCUGUCAUAUCGAAAGUCAAGAGUUCUGUGCCUUUCAUACCCAAAACUCUUCAGGGAGCUGUGGGAAUGAAUAGUACAGAAGACUUCACGGAGGGAUCAGAGGGCUUUAAGUUCAAGAUCAGGAAUACUGCGACGAACGAGUCUUUCACUUUUUUAUGUUCAAGCAGUGAUGAUAGAAAGGCCUGGAUUAUAGCCAUUAUUCGAGCAUUCAAGAUAAAUCAGGAAAAAAAAGAUAGAAAAGCUUUUACAAUGAGAUGUCUCACCGAUGCGUUUGCUUAUGACGAGCGAGAAGCUCCCAUCAACCUUCCUGUAACCCCUGAAGGCUCAGAGAUAGAUGUCGCUUUGAAGUGUUUCUAUAAAACAUAUGGUAAGCUACACAGUCCUCUUGGCAUCAAUGCACAGUGCAGUGCAAGAUUUUUUUAUGAGAAUCAAGAAUUUAUUCUAUGUGGGCUUAAUGGUGGGGUGUUUAUGGCAUGUGCGGAUGACCUCAGCAGCUGGAAACAAAUUCUAUCACUUUCAAAAGUAUCGCUACUGCAAGUCAAUCUCAAACUUGCGUUAUUGUUUACAUUAGCGGACAGGCGCUUGUGCUAUUUUACUCUUCCUAGUUUGAUUUGUGCGUAUUAUGACCCAAAUUUCUAUCUCACGGACGGCCAGCUCACUGGAGUCCUUUUGAGAGAGAAGGUGACUUUUUUCAAGGUGGCGGACGAUUUCGGGAACUCGCGACAGCUCUUUUAUGAACGAAAGGGUAAGCUGGUUAUUUUAACACCUGAGUUUGACCGUAUCACCAAAGCGUUCAAAUUCUUUAAAUUUUACAAAGAGUUUGAUUUACCAAGCGGUGCUGGUGGCCUUACCUAUAUCACAAUAACCGAUAUUGUCGUGUUCAAAAAAAGUUUUAUUGCUUGUUCUUCGAAAGGUGGUAUUUUAUACAACGAAGCGUUCAAUGAUUCUGGAAUACAAUUACCCAGUUUUGCUAAGGACAAAGGUUUUAAGCCUCAGCAUCAUUUUUCUCACCAUCCAUUCAAGACUGCUGUCGAAAAGUCAGCCAAGAAGAAUUCCUCAAGAUUAAAAAUGGCCGAGUACGUCAAAUUUGACAUCGCCGCUAAUAUGACACUUCCUGUAACAUGUUUCAAAUUGGCAGAAGAUGAUUUCGUCUUGAUUUAUGAUGAGGCCGUCAUAAAAUUGAAUAAACACGGUGAGAUACCAAAUUGGCAAACAGACAUCAUGGUUUUGGACUUUUUCUGCACUGGCGCCGCUCUUCAAAAUGAUUUUUUAUUUCUCGUAGGCGAAAACCUAGUACAAAUCUACGAUUUGAGUGUUGCCAUAGGCGCCGAUGGAAAGAUGAACAAGCUCGCCCCAGUCCAAAUCAUUAAGAGCAAAAAAAUAAAACUUAUAAGUAAUCAGAGGGAUGAAAGCACGACAGUUGUGUUAAGUCAUCCUUUGAUUCCUGGACGGCAGUGUAUUUUUGAGUUCAGACCUUCAUAA
Molecule: messenger RNA, 3993 nt
Organism: Lachancea mirantina
Lineage: Eukaryota; Fungi; Ascomycota; Saccharomycetes; Saccharomycetales; Saccharomycetaceae
Source: the annotation of a GenBank genome assembly